CGCGCUGGCCCUGCCGCCCCGCCCUGAGCAGAGGGCGCCGCCCCGAGGGGGGCAGGACGGGCCCGGCGGUUGGGCCGUGUGGCGUCCAGCCGCUCCGUCCCACGGGAGGCAGAAACUCGCUCGCCAUGUCGGCAGCGGAGGCGGGGGGUGUUUUCCGCCGAGCCAGGGGCAGGACCCUAGACGCGUUUCUCUCAGAAAAGGAAAGGGAAUGGAAAGGCCCGUUCUACUUCAUCCAAGGCGCAGACCCACAGUUUGGACUAAUGAAGGCCUGGUCCACUGGGGACAGUGACAGUGGUGGUGACGAGUGGGGGCAGGAGAUCCGUCUCACUGAGCAAGCUGUUGAGGCCAUCAACAAGUUGAAGCCCAAACCCAAGUUCUUUGUUCUCUGUGGGGACCUCAUCCAUGCCAUGCCAGGGAUGCCCUGGCGGAAGGAGCAGACCGCGGACCUGCAGCGGGUGCUGGCGCGCGUGGACCGGGACAUCCCGCUGGUGCUGGUCAGCGGCAACCACGACGUGGGCAACACCCCCACGCCCGAGACUGUGGCAGAGUUCCAGCGGACCUGGGGGGACGACUAUUUCAGCUUCUGGGUCGGGGGCGUCCUGUUCCUGGUCCUCAACUCCCAGUUCUGGUACGAUGCCUCCCGAUGCCCCGCCCUGAAGCAGGCGCAGGACCAGUGGCUGGACCAGCAGCUGCGCGUCGCAGGCCGGCACCACUGCCAGCACGCCAUCGUCUUCCAGCACAUCCCGCUCUUCCUCCGCAGCAUUGACGAGGACGACGACUACUUCAACCUCACCAAGUCCGUGCGGAAGGAGGUGGCCAACAAGCUCACCAGAGCAGGUGUCACAGCUGUGUUCUCAGGCCACUACCACCGGAAUGCCGGAGGCACCUACCAGAACCUCGACAUGGUAGUGUCGUCGGCCAUUGGAUGCCAGCUGGGCCAAGACACCCACGGGCUCCGAGUCGUGGUGGUCACCGCCAAGAAGAUCAUUCACCGAUACUACAGUUUGGAUGAGCUGAGUGAAAAGGGGAUAGAAGCCGAUCUCAUGGGCCUGAUGGAGGAAAAGUGACUGCCACCGACAGUCUGUUCAUGGUUCACUUCCACUGGUUUCUUAGUUUGCCAGGAAGUGCGGCUGCGCACAGCCCCCUGUUGAAAUACAAAAGUAUUCUAGGCAGAUCUGUGUCCUUUUGCAUCAUUCAGAGAGCUGAGUCCUAUCAUCCUACCCUAAGUUAUAUUAAAAAUAGAGCUGCCCUCCCUUUUAAAAAGAGGGGAGCGGGGGACGCCUGAAAACAAAGGAAUAAAUGGUGUUAGAAUCUU
Messenger RNA from Mustela lutreola (European mink), 1315 nucleotides. RefSeq names its product calcineurin like phosphoesterase domain containing 1 (gene CPPED1). The transcript has 4 exons. The record is from RefSeq and is a predicted model, not a curated record. Lineage: Eukaryota; Metazoa; Chordata; Mammalia; Carnivora; Mustelidae. Bases 126 to 1067 code for a protein of 313 amino acids. Gene Ontology annotation, molecular function: hydrolase activity.